This is a messenger RNA of Ectocarpus siliculosus, 819 nucleotides long. NCBI's taxonomy places the organism in Eukaryota, Phaeophyceae, Ectocarpales, Ectocarpaceae. The record is from the annotation of a GenBank genome assembly.
AUGGUUUCAGAUUUUUUGUGCGCGCUCUCCGCGAACAAAUACCAGAUCGAGUUUCUCGAGUUUACCAUCAGCGAUUAUGUUACCAAGAACAUAAUUUUCAUGGUGGGGCGGGACUACCCGCCUCCGAUUGACCUUGACCUCGACUUGGGCAGCCUGGACGAGAACGCGUACCGCCUCAUCAAGUACGAGUUUUCGGAAGAUGUUCUUCGGUUACCGUCGAUACAAACGUCACUGGUGUUUUCCGUGGGAGAGCAGGAGGUACCAAACUUUAGAAUGGUGGAGAGACACUACUUUCGAGACCAGUUGGUCAAGAGCUACGAUUUUGGGUUCGGCUUUUGCAUCCCUGCGAGCACGAACACUUGGGACGCGGUCUACCAGGUUCCUCCGCUUGACGAGGACCUAAUCGAAGAAAUGAUAGCAAACCCGUUUGAGACCAAGUCGGACAGCUUUUACUUUGUGGAUGACGAGCUCAUCAUGCACAACAAGGCCAGCUACAAGUACGUCCCUGAGGACACCGCCCAGGCUAAAAAGAGCUACGAGGACCGGUAUGCGGGGGCCAAGGGGACAAAGAAACAGGCGUCAAAAUACGAUUCUGAUGAAGAGGAGGGGGGUUGCAGUGGCGAUGGAAGCGAAGAGGGCGGCGACCGAAACCACAACAACAACGGCGGCGAGCAAAAGGCCGGGGGCAAGUACGACGAGGAAGACGGCGACGGUGGAGGAAGCCGUAGCAGGCGGGGUAGCGCUGAGAGCGGAGGGUUGGGAGAUGACCGAGGGGGUGACGAUGACGACCCUUGGUCGAAAGAGACCGACUACUACUGA